AUGGACGAAUCGCAGCUGCUGCACUGCCUGCAGGCGUCGCUGCACAGCGACGCGUCCGUGAGGCAGAACGCCGAGGCGCAGCUGUCGGCGGCAUCCCGGCAGGGCGGCUACGGCGUGGUGCUGGCCAAGGCGGCGCUGGCGCGUGAGGUGCCGCCCGACCUGCGCCAGCUGGCGGCCGUGCUGCUGAAGCAGUACGUCAAGUUGCACUGGCAGGACGGCGGGGAGAAGUUCGAGCCGCCGGUAGUGCCCGACCCCGACAAGCGGGCGAUUCGCGACCUGGCGUUGCGGUGCCUGUCGGACCCGGUGCCCAAGAUUCGGACGGCGGUGGGGAUGGCGGUGGCGAGCAUCGCGAGCUGGGAUUGGCCCGAGAAUUGGCCCAACUUGCUGGAGGUCCUGGUGGGCGCCAUCAAGGAGCGGAAGGACCCCGACCUAGUACAAGGAGCUCUUCGGUGCCUGUCAAUGUUUGCUGGAGAAAUUGAUGAGGGACAAUUACCUGUGGUGCUGCCUGUCCUGCUCCCAGAGUUGAAGUCGAUCGUGAGCCUGCCUUGCACAGACAGCUGCCACAUGCAGCAGCAAGCACUGGCCAUAAUCCACUCGUUCAUCUCCAACCUCGGGACGAUGUCUGGGCAGUAUGGUCAGCAGACAAGGGAGCUGAUCCAACCACACCUGGAGGGCCUCAUGCAGCAGUUUCUGGCCAUCCUGUCCCAGCCACUGACACCGAAAGACAUGUCCCGUUGGGGGAUGCUGAUGGAAGCGAUCAAGAGCUUGAUCCAAAUAAUGUUGCACUUCAGCAGGCUUGUUGAACCCAUGACAACGGAACUGGUGUCGUCUGCUGGCAAGUGGCUCCUGAACAGCUACCAGCUGUUUGUAACAGUGGUUUUGGACGAAGAGAAUGAAUCCGAAGAGGUAGAGGUGGACUCUGAAGGAGGGACAGCGGAUUUUCAGACUGUCACUGCUCAGCUGUUUGAAUUGUUGCUUGUGCUGAUCGGCAACAAACGCCUCCAGCACCUAUUCGAGGGCAGCCUGAAGGACCUGAUGUACCUCACGUUGGGGUACAUGCAAAUGACGCAGCGGCAAGUCAACACGUGGGUCAACGACCCCAACCAGUAUCUCGCCGACGAGCAGGAGGAGCUGUUCACCAUGAGGGCGUCCGGCGAGCUCAUGCUCACAGAGCUCGUGGAGGCAUUCGGCGACGACGCGAUGCAGGCCCUGGGAUCCGCCGUCGAGCGCCGCACAGGCGAGUCCGUGUCCGCGCUGUCGUCAAACAAGCCCAACUGGUGGAAGCCGCGGGAGGCCGCUCUGCUGGCCAUGGGCUACGUCUCAGAGGCGAUCGCCGAGGCGAGGCGAUCGGGCGCAGGGGCGCAAUUCGACCUGGGCCAAUUCCUGGAGGGCACGCUGAAGAACGACAUCGGCGGGCAGUGCCCCUACCUGGUGGGGCGGGCCCUGUGGAUGGCCGCGAAGUUGGCGCCGGUCAUGUCCGUUGAGCAAGCGACGCCCUUCGCCCAGGCGGCGGUUGCCGGUUUGUGCGGGGGAGGCCCAGCACCUGUUCGCAUUGGGGCUUGCCGCGCCAUCUCCCAGCUGUUCCCUGCUUUGCCCCGUGAAGUGCUGAAACCUUGCAUGCCAUCAACGUUCGAAUCUCUGGUCAGGAUGCUGCAGGAGACCAGCGAGGACACACAGAACCUGGUGCUUGAGACGCUGGCAGUAGCAGCUAAGGUGGACGAAGAUGCAACGUCCCAGUUCGAGUCCCAGAUCAUGCCUACCACUCUCCAGAUCUGGUCUGAAAACUUCAACGACCCCAUGGUUGGCACUGCCGCGAUGGAUGUCAUCACAGGCCUUGCAGCCAACAGCCAGUGCCUGCCUGGCCUGUGUCGCUCGGCAUUGCCUGUCGUGAGCAAGGUUGUUGUGGAGCCUGCUGGGCAGCCUGCAGGGGCAGUGGAGAGCUGCCUGGACUUGCUGACUGUGCUGGUGGGCACGCGAUCGCUUGAGGUGGCCGGGGCUGUGUACACAGCAGUCGGUCCCGCUGUUAUGGCACUGCUGGCACAGUCUGACGACGCGGGUAUCCUGGAGAGCUGCACAAAGCUGCUGCAAGCACUGGUGAUGGUUGGCGGGGAGCAAUUGCUGUCCUGGGGCGGAGCAGACCCAGCAGCUAGCCUGCAGACCCUCAUGGCGGCAGUCAGCCGACUGCUGGACCCGGCCAUGGGUGACGCCCCUGCUGCACACGUGGGCCAGCUGGUGAACGCCCUGGUUCAGAAGGUUCCCACUGUGCUGGGACCCAUGUUGCCUGACCUUCUGAAGGCAAUCAUUUGGAAACUUCAGCACGUGGAUAUGUCACAGGUGGUGGUGUCUCUGCUUGUGGUCUUCUUCAGACUUGCCCACAAAGAUGUGAAUUCAUUGAUAGAGGUCCUGGCAACGAUGAGUGCACCUUCUCCAGAUGGCAGUACCAAGAAUGCUUUGCAGUUAGUCAUGGGCAUCUGGACAGAAAGGUAUGUCGAGAUCCAGGGUCCUUACAGCAUCCGGCUGGCCACCACUGCCAUGGGAAACCUCUUGGCAUCGGGGAACCCCAAGCUGUCAGAAGUGCAGGUGAAAGGCAAGAUCGUCCCUACGUCUGGCGGCGUGCGCACAAGGUCGCAGGCCAAGCGCUCAAACCCUGACAAGUGGGUCAUGGUGCCCCUGCCCAUCAAAAUCGUCAUGCUGUUUGCAGACAUCCUGGUGGAGCAACAGAUGGCAGAGAUGGAACUGGCAGAGGGGUCGGAUGAAGACCCGAAAGAUGAAGAAGGCCUCACAGACAGUGUGGCAGCAGGGCUCAUGACUCUGGAUGAUAUCCUGGCUCGGCGUGAAUCCGACUUUGCGUCUGGUGUGGACUUCGACGAGGGCUUGCACGAUCCUGUGGACCCCGUGGCCCAGCUGGACCUUGUGCAGUACGCUGCAGGACAGAUCAAAGAUGUCAACGCCCGAGACCCGGCAUUCUUGCAGUCGUGCAUGGCAGCCUUCACGCCCGCACAAGAAGCCAUCGUGCGGGGAUUCCUGCAGAAGCAAUGA
Molecule: messenger RNA, 3039 nt
Organism: Ostreobium quekettii
Lineage: Eukaryota; Viridiplantae; Chlorophyta; Ulvophyceae; Bryopsidales; Ostreobiaceae
Source: the annotation of a GenBank genome assembly